CCGAGGUCAUUCAGAAAAAAAAAAAAAACAAGAACCAGGUAUAAUCUACUCCUAGUCCUAGUAGAGUGAUUAGCAGACGAUCGAGUGAAAUGAGAGAAUCUCAUUCUGUGUCUCUGCGUGUGAGAGGGAGCGAGAGAGAGCGCCACUUAAAAUAGAGGAUGUGCUCGGCUCGGCUCUAGCACCAGCCACCUCGCUCGUCUUCCACCUCAGCUCCUCCUGCACUAGUGCAUUUCCACCGCCAGCCAGCCAGCUCCGGCGGCCGGAACAUAUACCGAUGGCACUUUAACAGGUUCCUCCGAUCCGGUCCACGGCCAGGUUCCGGCGCCGGUGUGACAAGUGGUCGUCGAUCCAUACCGAUACCAUACUACCCGUAAUGGGGGAAGCAGCAGCAGCAGAGGAGGGCUGCUCGGCCGGCUGCUCCUUCUCCUCCUCCCUCAUGUGCCUGGAGGACGGCGCCGACCUCGACGCCGCCGGCGGCUCCGCGGAGGGCGCCGGUGACGUCGGCAGGCUGGCCGCCUUUCUUUACGGCGACGCCGGAGAGGACCACGACCAGGAGGAGUACAUGGACCACCUCGUGUCCAAGGAGACCAGCUUCUGCUGCUCCCCUUCCUCCUCCUCGCCCGUCUUCUCCGACGCCGGCGCCGAGCCAUGCCCUUCGUCCACGGCUUCCUCCGACGAGUGGUUCCGUUGCGCGCGCCGCGCCACCGUCGAGUGGAUCUUUGAGACGCGGGCUUACUUCGGCUUCUCCCACCGCACGGCGUACCUGGCCGUCUCCUACAUGGACCGCUUCUGCCUCCGCCGGUGCAUGGACAGUUCAGUGAUGCCCUGGGCGGCGCGGCUGCUGGCGGUGGCGUGCGUGUCCCUGGCGGCGAAGAUGGAGGAGUACCGCGCGCCGGCGCUGUCCGAGUUCCGCGCCGACGACGACUACGACUUCUGCAGCGUCUCCAUCCGGCGCAUGGAGCUGCUGGUGCUGUCCACGCUGGGGUGGCGCAUGGGCGACGUCACGCCACUCGACUACCUCCCCUGCCUCUCCUCCAGGCUACACCGAGAUGGCGGUACCGGCGACGGCGUGCUCGUCGCCGCCAAGGCCGCCGCACUUAUCUUCUCCGCCGCGGAAGCUGCCAGCGUGCUGGACUACCGGCCGUCCACCGUGGCCGUCGCCGCCGUCCUGGCGGCGGCGCACGGCGCCAUGGCAAAGGAGGCGCUCGAGUCCAAGAUGAGCAGCCUCUCUCCGUCCUGCCUGCUCGACAAGGACGACGUGCACGCCUGCUACAGCACGAUGCUGGGCGAGAGCUCGUCGUCGGCAACGGCGACGCCGAGCAAGCAGGCGGCCAAGAAGAGACCGCCGCCGCCGCCGCCGCCAGCCAGCAGCUCCGGCUCGACGUCGCACGAGUCGGUCGGCGACUACGCGGCCUCCUCGCUCGCGGCCGCGGCGGAGAGCAACAAGAGGCCGCGGCUGGAGCUGCCGGCCGUCGUCGGCCCAUGAGAAGCACCGCCCGCCGCCGGGACACGACCGUUUUUUUCGCCGGUUGUCCUGUGCCGUGCCGAGGGCCGGGCGGGACCAAUCUUCUUCACCAAAUGCAGUUUUUUUUCCCCCAGCUUUGACUUUUCAGUUGUUUGAUUGAUUGAUCACGCGCCGCGCGCUGCUGGAGAAACGGUGACCGGCAGUGCCGCCGUGUUGGAGAUGGAUAUGGAGAGCUUUGGUUUGGAUCCUUGUGGCUUUGUGAGUGACUUGUGAGAUUGAAGAUGGCGAGAGAGCACGAAGAAGAAACAAAACAAGAGGACAGAAGAAAAAAAAAGUCUCGAGCUUUUCUGAGGAGAGGAGAGGUCGAGGAAAUCUCCACCGACCACCACCACACCACGGCACCACCGGGGAUGAGAAGCCCGAAGCCGGUAGGCCCGGCGGCGGCGGCCAUUCUGCUGCUGGUGGUGGCCCGUGGCCGGCGGCUAGUUGGAUCUCCAUGGUGCUGGUGCUGGUAGCUGCGGCGUCGCAAGCGAGCGGCAUCGGCAUGGCCCCAUGGCUGGCGAAAGUGGAUGUGUACAUGCGCUGUGCGUGAAGAUGGUGACCCAGCGAGAGGGGGUGGUUUCCUCCUCGCAGACCUGUACUGUACCACGUGAUUCUCUUGCUCUUUUUUCUCGCCCCUGCUGGCUGCUGCUGCUACUGGUACUUGCUAGUAGAUGCUACUGCACUGUCUUGAUCUGUAGGAGUAGCGAGUUGUAACUGUAAUGUAACCCUACUACAUGGCUCUGAGAAGAGACGCAUUGGGUAUCAGCAGACUCAAAGCUACAUCUGGGGUCUGGAGCUCGAUGGUGCUCCAUGCAGACAUGAUGUACUAGAGCAUCAGCUGGCAGUGCCGUCCAGUUCAGAACUCGAUCA
Sorghum bicolor (sorghum) is the source of this 2377-nucleotide messenger RNA. RefSeq names its product cyclin-D5-1. The record is from RefSeq and is a predicted model, not a curated record. Gene Ontology annotation, cellular component: cytoplasm; cyclin-dependent protein kinase holoenzyme complex; nucleus. The transcript has 5 exons. Lineage: Eukaryota; Viridiplantae; Streptophyta; Magnoliopsida; Poales; Poaceae. Gene Ontology annotation, molecular function: cyclin-dependent protein serine/threonine kinase regulator activity. Gene Ontology annotation, biological process: regulation of cyclin-dependent protein serine/threonine kinase activity; mitotic cell cycle phase transition. Bases 374 to 1486 code for a protein of 370 amino acids.